UUGACAUCUGAUUCUUUUUUUGGGUGAUGUGUUGUGUUGUGGAAUGGAAUGAUGGAAUGUGGACCAUCAUUAUUGGUUGACGAUUUAUUAUUCUGAAUGGAAUUAUUAAUAUAUCAGUGUUAAUUUGUAUUACGUUACCUAUAAUCAAGAUGUGGGAAAUAUUGAUAUUACUUAUAUUGUCUGCGAUAGCGUUCUUCAUUACAGAUGAGUUAAUACCGAAUCUAUCGGAGUUGUUUGUUAAAGCCGGUCUAUUUGGAAUAGAUCUCUGUAAAUCAAAUAAGAAAAAAAUCCCAGAAGCAAUAGGUGUUGUGUCUGGAUGUGUCUUUUUGGUAACAAGCUUCAUAUUUAUACCAAUCGUGUUUGGUAAUGGCUUGAUGGAUACACAGCAGUUCCCACACAAUGAGUUUGCAGAACUACUUGCGGGAUUGCUAUCUAUCUGCUGUAUGCUCCUUCUUGGUUUUGCUGAUGAUGUUCUGGACUUGAGAUGGAGAUACAAGCUGCUACUGCCAACAGUGGCAUCACUGCCUUUGCUUGUUGUUUACUAUGUUAAUUUCAACUCAACUACUUUUGUAGUGCCCAUUCCACUGAGACAAUGGUUGGGAAUAUCUAUAAACAUAGGUGUACUAUACUACAUCUACAUGGGAAUGUUAGCUGUAUUCUGCACCAAUGCCAUAAACAUUCUAGCUGGCAUCAAUGGACUUGAAGUUGGACAGUCUGUCGUUAUAGCAUUGUCUAUAAUCAUUUUUGAUAUAAUUGAAUUGAGAGGAGACCAGUUUAAAGCUCAUACAUUUUCUUUACAUAUUAUGAUACCUUAUUUUGCAACUACCCUGGCAUUAUUAAAACAUAAUUGGUAUCCCUCAAAGGUGUUUGUAGGGGACACUUUUUGUUAUGUGUCUGGGAUGACAUUUGCAGUUGUAGCCAUAUUAAGUCAUUUUAGCAAAACUGUUUUAUUGUUUUUCCUUCCUCAAAUCAUAAACUUUUUAUAUUCAGUACCUCAAUUAUUCCACAUUAUUCCAUGUCCAAGACAUCGUUUACCGAAAUAUAGUGAAGAAACAGAUUUACUUCAUGCAAGCAGAACAAUAAUAUCAAAAAAGGAAAUGACCGCCUUAACAAAACUAAUACUUCGUGCAUUAACCAUUUUACAUUUAAUUGAUAAGGUUGAAGAUGAAGAAAGUAUAACUAUAAAUAAUAUGACCUUAAUCAAUUUAUUUUUAAUUAAAUUAGGACCUGUAUCAGAAGUUCAUCUGACUACAUAUCUUAUGGCUUUCCAAGUAUUUUGCACUUGUAUAGCUUUUGUUAUAAGAUAUCCAUUAGCAUCAUAUUUUUAUGAUAGUUAAUAAUCAAGGAACAAAUAUUUUAAGAUUUACUGAAGUGGUGGAUAUAUUAUUAUUUAUGUGACUAUAAUUAUCUCUUCAUAGUGUACUAUAGCCAAAGAUAUAAAUGUGAUAAAAAAAUUGGCACAAACAACAUUAUUGAAUAAAAAUAUAAUUUCUUCUGUUGUAAUAGUUAAUGAAAUAAUAAUAUAACUCCACUAAAAUCAUGGCUGUUAAUAUUUUUCUAUGAUAUAUAAAAAAAUAAAAGGCAUUUGUUUAACAA
This is a messenger RNA of Helicoverpa zea (corn earworm), 1596 nucleotides long. RefSeq names its product UDP-N-acetylglucosamine--dolichyl-phosphate N-acetylglucosaminephosphotransferase (gene Alg7). Lineage: Eukaryota; Metazoa; Arthropoda; Insecta; Lepidoptera; Noctuidae. Gene Ontology annotation, biological process: protein N-linked glycosylation; dolichol-linked oligosaccharide biosynthetic process. The record is from RefSeq and is a predicted model, not a curated record. Bases 150 to 1337 code for a protein of 395 amino acids. The transcript is spliced from 5 exons. Gene Ontology annotation, cellular component: membrane. Gene Ontology annotation, molecular function: UDP-N-acetylglucosamine-dolichyl-phosphate N-acetylglucosaminephosphotransferase activity.